Cooperia oncophora is the source of this 1521-nucleotide messenger RNA. The record is from the annotation of a GenBank genome assembly. Lineage: Eukaryota; Metazoa; Nematoda; Chromadorea; Rhabditida; Trichostrongylidae.
UUGCUUCAGGAGGUCUUCUCUCUUACAAAUCGUCUUCUUGAAACGUCCACCCUGAACGAACUCAUUUGCCCACUGUUGGACUCUACAACAACUCUAGCAGAAGCGACUCGUUACGCUAUUCCAGAGCAGCUCGAUAUUCUCAUGGGGGUAGUGUCGGGAUGUCAUGGCGAUAACUUCCCGCACAACUACACAAGUAUUGCGCGGUGUGCAAAACAUUCACAUGUAUGGAGAGAAGAUCAUUUGAAGAAGCUACACCAGUUGAAAUCAAGAGUAUCAUCGAAAUCCGAAAACGUACCAACAGUAUUUGGAUGUGCUCGUUGGAUUAACGAAGAGAGCACGUCCGGGAUUGAUUGGGAUUGUAAUUGUAUGCUCUAUCGGACCCUCGGACGCUUUCUGUGUUGCAGUGAAGUAGCACCAGAGCAAGUUCUUUCAGUACUGGACAACAUACUAAAAGUUCCCAUAAAACAUGCCAACAUAACUCAGUUGAUAGAGUUUUGUUGCCAAAUAGCAAGUCGUCUACCGUUCGUGGUGGCCAAGCUACAUCAUUGGGCGAGAAGUGUCGUCGCGAAUGAGAGUCGCCUCUCUAGCACUGCUUUGGCGUAUCUGCUGCUGGCACCAUCCGUUCGGCUGCCGGAUGAUCUAGACACGCUUAUGAAUGGAACCGAUCUUGACAGAUAUGUUGUCGCUCGAGUUGCUUUCCGAAAUGGUCAUUGGAAAAAAGCGGCAUUGCCAAAUCUGGAAGCUAUUUGUACCGAUAGGCUUUCACUCGAAAACUGUGAAUGGAUUGAAGCCCUGCAAAAUCUGCUGCCAGCCAGCUCAGCGAAUUUUCCGGUGCACUCCAUUCUGAAAUCUUUGGCGCAAAGUUCUCAGCAUGAUGCAGCUCUGUCAUUUCCGAGCGAUUGGGUUGCUUGUCUCCUGUAUUCGUCAGAUGCCGCGUUACAAAUUGCUAGUGCAAUCAGUCCAACGUUAAAUUGGUGCCAACAUCCUCUUUCAGCGGCUGUGGUCUUCCGUCUAAUAGCGUGUGACUUUGGAAUAUCCCGCGCGUGUCAAGCAUGGCUUCGUUUGGCACGAUCAUCGUUUGGCGCAGAUGAAGAAUCCAUUGACUUCCUUGCUCUGCAGCAUAAGCAAUGUGCUCUUGUGCAGUACGCACUGCAUUGCAUCACUGGACGACAAGCAUCAGUAGUGCCUUUACCGACGUCGUCAGGUAACUCUACCCACACACAAUUGCUACUGGAACAACUGCAAAUUGCAUCGAGUCAAAUCGCACAGCUAGCUGCCAGUGAUGAAGGAAUAACCAUGCAGUCCCUGAAACACUUUGUCGAGAUGCUUCAAAAUCUGUACACCUAUCCAGUUUAUAUGCCGCGAUUCUUCUUCCAACAGAUGUACUCUACAAAUAUCCAGAUGUCUGUGUCGAUCCAUUCCCAAAUCAAAGACAGCAUUACGGUGUCGAUAACGGAUACGGUACCGAUACAGGUGGAUGGUGUAAUUUCACGACACAUACUGUACCAGUGCACUCAUUGA